Messenger RNA from Colius striatus (speckled mousebird), 3288 nucleotides. It is a transcript of the gene MSRB3, whose product is annotated as methionine sulfoxide reductase B3. Gene Ontology annotation, cellular component: cytoplasm. The record is from RefSeq and is a predicted model, not a curated record. Lineage: Eukaryota; Metazoa; Chordata; Aves; Coliiformes; Coliidae. Gene Ontology annotation, molecular function: peptide-methionine (R)-S-oxide reductase activity. Gene Ontology annotation, biological process: protein repair; response to oxidative stress.
AUGUUCAUAUUUGGCGUUGGCCGCCGGUGCCCAGGAAUUUCCCGUCAUGCUCCCCGGGCGGCGGGCCCGUCACCGCGAUCCCGGGGGGCGGGGGGGCCGGCGCCGCUCGCUCGCUCCCUCGGGCCUCUCUCAUGCGCGCUGCGCCGCCGCUGCUCCCCGCGCUGUGUCUGGCGCUGGCGGCUGCCGCAGGAGCCGCAGCUCUUGCCCCUGUUCUUUGCCUCUGGUUUUGUUGGUGAGGAUAUCACAGUGAUGUCUGCAUUCAACCUGCUGCAUUUGGUGACAAAGAGCCAGCCAGUGGCCCUGCGAGCCUGUGGGCUUCCCUCAGGGUCAUGUAGGGAUAAAAAGGACUGUAAGGUGGUCUUUUCCCAGGAGGAGCUGAGGAAGCGGCUGACACCCUUGCAAUACCACGUCACUCAGGAGAAGGGGACUGAAAGUGCCUUUGAGGGGGAGUACACAUACCAUAAAGCUAAAGGAAUAUACAAAUGUGUUGUUUGUGGGACACCUUUAUUCAAGUCAGAAACAAAGUUUGACUCCAAUUCAGGUUGGCCUUCCUUCUAUGAUGUAAUCAGUCCUGAUGCAAUUACUUUCACUGAUGAUUUUUCCUAUGGGAUGCAUCGGGUCGAAAUAUCCUGCAGUCAGUGUGGUGCUCACCUGGGGCAUAUUUUUGACGAUGGACCUCGCCCAACUGGCAAACGGUACUGUACAAACUCUGCUUCGUUAUCUUUCAAGCCAGCAGACAAGAACAAUGCCGGGGAAAGCAGCGGUAACACCAGUCCUGCCCAAACAGGCAAAACUGAGCUGUAGGACGACACAAAGCCUGCAGAAAACGGCGCUGAUCCCACACAGCUUACAAGGAAUGUUUUCUAAGUUGCCUGCUCUCUUACAUCCUAAGAGUCUUUAAAUGUAUGAAGACAUUUUGCACCAUACUUCUUCCUCACCUUUUGGAACUGAGGCCUUGCCUGCCAGUGCAUUUACUAUAUAAUUGGAUUGAAAAAUGUGUUGACUGACUUCACAGGUUUUCUUUUCCUUUCUUUUCUUUGAGAUUGCUUUGGGGAAAUCCUUAAACAGAGAGGCUUUGAUGGUCAUCAGCUAUUAGUUUCUUCUCAGUGCUGUGUUACUCUAGGUUUGAACAGUGUUCCUUUUGUGUGGGAGACGGGGACUUGUAUUUAUCUCUAGUCUAUAGGAAACUUCUGGGAAUAAGGAAAUGCUGAAUUCCUAGCACAUCUCUGCUUUGUUCUGACUUGCGAGGCAUGCAGCCUUUGGUCGUAUGUAUUCAGCCAUCUCCCAGCAAAGGCCGCACCCUGCAAAAACUUGUAGUUAUGGCUGUUCCUUCCCAACUGAGAGAGAUGGGUGAGAUGGAAAGCCUGUCCUUUGGCUAACUUAAUCGCCAAAAUUUCAAGGGUGUGGUGGAAAGGAUGUAAACAUUGUCUCAGCGUCUAUUUUUCCACUUUGGUUUUUAAAUCCAAAUUUUAACUAGUAAGGCUCAUUUUUGUGGGCUGCUAGUGAGGCUUUGUCUUUUUGUGAGGCCCAUUCAGCAACCGUAACUCAAGUCUGAAUUAAAGUUGAAAUUUGCAGGGGUUAAUUAUACGGACAAGUGCAGACAUAAACCUGAGAAGUGAAGCAAAUGAGGGAUGACACUAGGCUCUUUAUCUGGUCAAUUGCUACAAGGAUUCGGACAUGCAAGAGUUUCUGCUAAAAGGAAGUUUAGGAAAGAGCGAGACAAAAAGAGAGAGACUCUCCUGAGGUUUUAAAGAUGAACUGGUCUGGCUGCAUACUGCCUAGAAGGCCACAGCCUUUAAUUUGUGUGAUUGCAUUGUAGGACAUUAGUGAGGGGAUUGGUUUAAGAAAUGAAUUUGCAAAACGUCUGUCAGAACACCAGAAAUUUUCAUGUAGCAAAGUUUGAUUUCCCUUAAGAUGUUUUUUCACAGCCACUUUUAGAUUUUGUUGAGUAACAGUUUGUCCAGAACUGUGCAUAACACUGUUCAUUAAGCUAUAGUGUACAAUAUUUGCUCACACCACUUUGCCUUUAAUCAUUGAGAGACUCAAUGAAUAUAGUAUUUACUUUUAUUAGCAAACUUUGUGACUAACAUGUUCGGAAUGAAUAUAAUUUCUAGUAGGAGCAAAGCUACCACUGUUUUUUGUGGAAACAGGACUUAAGUUUUUUUUAUGUCAGUGAUAAUAAACAUGUUAUCUAAAGUAUAAGCAUCCUCAGUUAAAAUAUGGCUAUUUAAAAAGAAAUGGUCAGAAUUGUCUCUUUUUUUAGCAACAUAGGAAAGACAUGACAAAAGAAUGAAAUACGUCAACAUCAAAUAGAUGCAAGUCAGGAUGAUAAAUAUUUAAGGCUAAAAUACUUGGGCUUUACUGUAGUGAGCACCUACUCAUGUGAGUAUUCCCCCAGAUGUCAUGCAAGGAAUUGCUUAUCGACUGUGGGACUGACCUUUGGUGUUUAAAGGUGGUCGAGUUUCUCCUGGUCCCAUUGGAUUUUCACAGUUUCUUCUAGAAAGACUGCUUUUAUCCCUUGCUUUUAUUUAAAGAAAAAAAGGCUUUCUCUACCACAUUUUCUGACAUCAAUGUAAAAAAGGCAGCAUCUAUAAAAAUGUGGUGCAUAAAUGUGGUUUAAUUCCAGGUUGCUAUUGGAUUUAAGUGUUAUCAAAUUUCACUAUAUUCCUGCCUUAUGUUAAAGAAAUAUAUUGCUUAAACUUCAGUCUGCAGUAAUGUAUGCUGUCCUACAGGAGAUUUAUUCUUGCAGGAUAUGGAGUGCAAUGAAAUGAGUCAAUAUGGUGAGGUGUAUGUGAUCUCUGGGAGUUAGAACCAGAGUUAUUUAGCAUAGGAAAUGCAUUGUUCUCUCUGUGUGCAAACUACACCAGAGUGCAGUACGAGGUAAGGCAGAUUUCCUUUUAUUGCUCGUAGAAGAUGCUCGUAAGGGCUAGUAUUGAACCCUCCAAAGCUGGUUGAGUCUGGUUAUGCUCAUGACAGAGGAAACUUGGAAGCUGAGCACAAUGUAUAGAAUAAUAGGAGAAUAUUUCUGUAUGUUCAGAUUUUACACUGUCUAGAUGCUUAUAAAAACUGAAUGCAAACUCUGUAGAAAUAGCAGACUGUAUUUUAUAAUAUCUCUAUUGUUACUCAGAUGUUUAAAUAGCAUACCUUAAGAUACCGUGUAAGUCACACAUGUUAUUUAUAUAUACUAUAUAUAUAAAAUUGCACAUGGUUUUUAUAUAUAUAUAUAUAUAUAUAUAUAUACACGUACACACACACACACAUAUUAUCCAAGUAUCAUUUUAGCCUUCA